CCCGUGGACCCCCCACUGCACUGCCCGUGGGUCAGGCCUUCCCUGCCCCAGCAGUGGGUAAGUGGAAGCCGAGGCCCACGAGUAGUACCUACAGUACUGAGUAGGUACCGUGAACAACGCGGCAUUGCAGCUUCGCUGCCUUCUCCGUACUCUUCGUUGGACAACCAUGGCUUUAUUAAUUUCAUAUCUGUUUUCACAAACAUAGUGUGCCCUCGUUUGCCGUAGUGCCUGAGGUCUGUCCCUGGAAGGGUUCUUGCAAAAGUCUAAUAAGAUACUGGAUCAGCUGUUUGGUGUCCAUCUAUGUUAUGUCUUUCUUCUGCCCACACCGAUUCUUUCGAUAAAUUCUCUUCACACCACCAAGUUCUUUCACCAUGAUGGAUGUCUCAUCGACAGUUCACCAUGCCAUUGACGCUGAAGCGGAAGCCGAGCAGAAAAGCACGGUGUCGCUGGACGUCAUGAUAAGGUCGACACUGAACAACGCCGUGGGUGACUACGACGAUAAGCUCGGGUUUGGAUCCAUGAGUUGUUCCAUAUAUGAUACCGCAUGGGUCUCUCUGGUGGCGAAAUCAAUUAGUGGAAAACGUCGAUGGCUCUUCCCACAAUGUUUCGACUACCUGCUCAGUCAGCAAGCUGAGGACGGGAGCUGGGGGGUAACGGAUGAAGCAAUUGACGGUAUCUUGAAUACUGCUGCUGCCCUUCUGUCUUGUGUACGACAUAAUCACGAGCUUUCGAGCUUCGAACACACGACCACCAAAGACCUCGAUGCCCGGAUCAGCCGAGGCAUUGUUUCUUUGCGCUCACAGUUACGCGGUUGGACAGUCGCGUCCACCAUUCACGUGGGGUUCGAAGUCAUUGUUCCAGCCCUGCUCGAACUUCUUGAUCAGGAGUCCAUUCAAUUUUCUUUCGAGGGAAUGGGCGAAUUAAUAAAAAUACGCCAGGAAAAGCUUUCCAAGUUCCAUCCUGAUCUUCUCUACGGCCAUAAACCAUCUACCGCCAUCCACUCACUGGAAGCCUUUGUUGGGAAAAUAGAUUUUGACAAGGUCUCCCACCACAAGACAUUUGGAUCAAUGAUGGGGUCCCCUUCAUCUACAGCAGCGUACCUCAUGAAUGCAACCGCUUGGGAUGAUGGGGCGGAGGAGUACCUUCGACAUGUCGUUGAACAUGCGGCUGGGAAAGGCAAUGGUGGUGUUCCUAGUGCUUAUCCGUCCACCAUCUUCGAGUAUAGCUGGGCCCUGUCUACACUUUUCACCUCUGGAAUUUCACCUGCUUAUCUCGAUGGUCCUGGCUUGAGAAAAAUGGCAUCAAUUCUCUCACAGACCUUCAAUCAACAGGGGGGCACUGUUGGAUUUGUCUCUUGUUUCAUGCCCGACUUGGACGACACAGCAAAGACUAUCAUUUGCCUGAGGUCUAUGGGUUUGAAUGCCAAACCCAGAAGCAUGAUCGAUGCCUUCGAAGGAAAAACCCAUUUCAGGACAUACCCUACGGAGAGGGACCCCAGCUUCAGCGCCAAUUGCAACGCACUGUUGGCUUUGCUUCACCAAGAGGUGCCACAAGAAUAUAUGGAGCCAAUAACGAAGAUAUCUGCAUUCCUUUGUGACAUCUGGUGGAAUUCGAUGUCGAAGAUUCAAGACAAAUGGAACGUAUCCUAUCUGUACCCCACACUCUUAUUUGUGGAGGCAAUCGUGAAGCUCGUGGGUCUGGUUGAACAGGGGGCAAUCUAUGGUUUUCACGAUCACAUACUGAAGUCGAAGGUUGCCGUGUGUCUGUACCAGGCAUGUUAUAGGACGCUACUCGAACAGAAGACCAACGGCAUGUGGAACAGCUCUGUCGAAGAGACCUCUUAUGCGACGCUUAUACUCGUGAAAGCAAGAGAGCUGUACUUGUUCCGAGAUCUGCGGACACGGUUGGACUCAGCUAUCGACAAUGCCACUACUUCCAUCCAGGACGCCGGCAGCAUGACCAACCGCGGAAUACCACAUCACCUCUGGAUCGAAAAGGUCAGCUACACAUCUCCGCUCGUGACCGAGGCAUAUAGGCUCGCGGCUCUCUGGGCAUCAGCUGCGCGUUCAGACUCCGACGUCGGCAGAAGGCUUUAUGGAGAUGCAACUAUUAUACCCAAUCUUGCGAGCCUGUGGCUGCGAACCCCCCUCUUCUCGAACACGCCUGAGUGGCAGAUACAAGCCUCAAUGGUAGAGGGAAUGCUCUUCCGCCCAAUUGUCAAAGCCGUUAGGCUGGACGUGUUCACCAGAAAAGGCGUGGAUGUGGACAAGUACUUCGACGUCAUACCACUGGCCUGGCCGAUAGCAAAUAACCGCGCCCGGGCUUUCGCCCCGUCGUCGUUCCUCUUGGAGGGAAUGAUGGCCUCGAUGCUCAACUACCAAGUGGACGAGUUCAUGGAAGCUGUGGCGGGGGUUAUCUAUGCCCAACACAUUCCAGAGCUUCGUCUACUAAUCGACGAGGUGAUAUAUGCCAUUUCUAGGGAGAGCGAGGCAUGUGCGAAUGGCAUCGUCAAUGAUUCCACUAAUGGACGAGGCUUGAAGAAGGGCGCAAAUGGCCAUCAUCCAGAUAUCGAGGAUUCCAAACGCGAGGAAGUUCUCCAGCCGCUCCGUAAAUUCGUCAGUCGUGCACUGAUGCAUCCAGCAAUCUUGUCGGCAAGCAGUUGGGACCGCAAAAAUAUGACCUGUGAGCUCCGGAUCUACCUCCAAACACAUGUUACACAAAAUGAGGACAACAUGCUAUUGCGACAGAACAAAUUCACCGACGGCAUCAUGAGGGAGCAUUUCUUCCGCUGGGUACGCACAACCUCGGCCGACCAUACCUCAGCAACAUAUACAUUCAACUUCGUCAGCUGCCUGCUCAGCUCGUGGAUUGAGAAGGGGGAAGACUGCUUUGAAGCGACCCAGGAGAAAUAUUACGCCGCCGCCGCCUGCCAGCAUCUAGCUACCAUGUGUCGCAUGUACAAUGACCAUGGCUCCGCUGCGCGGGACCGUGACGAGGCCAAUGUGAAUUCAAUAGAUUUUCCUGAGUUCACGUUGGGCACACAAGUCUCACCGAAUGAUGACAUAGUCAUCAAGCAGGAGAAGCUGUUUGAAGUGGCUCAGUAUGAACGUGCCUGCAUCGAAGAAGCAUUCAGGCGGCUGGAGAAUCAUGGGGGAGGGACGAGUUCUGCUGAGGCACGAGCAAGGAAGAGUCGGAAGAUGGAAAUCUGGAGGUUGUUUUACGAAGUCACGGAUUUCUGGGGGCAGAUGUAUGUUAUUCGAGACAUGGGAAGUCGCUUGACUGUCAAAACAGAGGCUUGAAGCACCUGAUAAGCUUUGCAGUCGAGAAGGAGCGCAAAGCACACAAUAUUGAACAGCAGGACCCGUGGACGUUCUCUUCAGAUUCUUAGGUCGGUUCUUUUGCCAGCUUUUCAUUUUUUUGAGAAUAAACAAGUAGUGUUGUUUUAUCAGCCUAAGAAAAU
Diaporthe batatas is the source of this 3460-nucleotide messenger RNA. RefSeq lists its product as uncharacterized. Gene Ontology annotation, molecular function: magnesium ion binding; terpene synthase activity. NCBI's taxonomy places the organism in Eukaryota, Fungi, Ascomycota, Sordariomycetes, Diaporthales, Diaporthaceae. The transcript is spliced from 4 exons. The record is from RefSeq and is a predicted model, not a curated record. Bases 372 to 3299 code for a protein of 975 amino acids. Gene Ontology annotation, biological process: diterpenoid biosynthetic process.